AUGACCGCUGGUGGCCUGGCUCAGCACACGCAGCUGAUCUCCCAUAUGGGCAACCUUGGGAGGUGGGUCAAAGUCUUGCAUCUUCUUGCCAAGAUGCGAACUCUCCGCCUACAACCAAACGUUAUUACCUACAAUUCCAGUAUCCAUGCAUGUGGUCGCAGCAAUUUGUGGCAGCAAGCGCUGGCUUUGUUGUUUGAGAUGAAGCACAAAUACCUGAAGCCGGACAACAUCUCUUACAACACCAGCAUUACCGCCUGCGAACGGGCCUUGCGUCCAGAUUUGAUAGCCCAACUCAUAGCUGAAAUGAGCCGAACAAGCAUUGAAGCAGACUUGGUGACCUACAAUGCGAGCAUCAGUUCUUGUGAGAAGAUCUCUGACUGGGCUGGUGCUUUGCAUGUGCUAUUUUCCAUGCACCAAAGGCUUAUCCAACCUGAUGUGGUGACCUUUGGAGCCAGCAUCAGUGCUUGUGAAAAGGGUUCUGAAUGGCUGGCAGCUUUGGACCUACUUGAAGACAUUCACCGCAGAAGGCUUCAAGCAAACGUCGUGGUCAACAGUGCUGCCAUCAGCGCUUGUGCGAAAUGCUCUAACUGGCAGUAUGCUUUGUGGAUCCUGCAAGACAUGGAGGCUCAAGAACUAAUGGGAGACGUCGUGGCAUACAGUUCGGCAAUCACUGCCUGCAAGAAGGGAGCGGCCUGGGAAUCAGCACUGGAACUCUUGCGGGACAUGAAGCAAGUUGGGCCACUACCAAAUCUGAUUACGUACUGCACCAGCAUCAGUGCAUGUGAGAGAGCAUCUCAAUGGCAUGCUGCAAUGUGGCUCUUUGAAGAGCUGCAAGGACAAUCCUUUGUGCCAAACCUGAUCGCUUACAGUGCCACAAUCAGUGCUUGUGACAAGGGAUCGUUGUGGCAGCAAGCGCUUUGGCAUUUAGAAGAAUCUGGCUUGCUUAGUGUGAUGCAUGCAAAGUGUUGCACUGGGUGGGUCUUGGUUUUGACGUUUCUCUCGUCGGCCGUGGCCAACAGAGUUGCCAAUCGCAUCCUUUUGGUCCCCAUGGCUAAGCACAGCUUGUUUCUUUCAUUGGCCACCAGUGCUGCCCAGUUGGCUGCUUAUGCCCUGCUGCUUCUCAGCCGUUCCUGGCAACAGCCUUCUGGUCGUCCGUUUCUCCUUUUCGUGGCCGAUUUCUGGAUUCCUUUGUUCCUGACUGGGCUGUGUGAGGGGUGCUUUUAUCCCUUGGUUUUUUCAGCAGCAGCGAAGUUGCCGGGCGGUUUGGUCCAGGUCUUGAACCAGUCCAUUGUCCCGUAUACUGUUCUUUUCAGUGCGCUCCUGAUGGGCCGUUCCUAUGAGCCUUUGCAGCUGUUGGGAGUUGCUGUGGUUCUACUUGGCGUCCUGUUUGCUGUGGGGAUGCCCCUUGGUCUACACGCAGAAAGUCUAGAGAUCUAG
This is a messenger RNA of Durusdinium trenchii, 1437 nucleotides long. Lineage: Eukaryota; Dinophyceae; Suessiales; Symbiodiniaceae. The record is from the annotation of a GenBank genome assembly.